CUCACCUGAACAGCUUUAGAGCUUUAAAGAAUAUAUUCGAGGCUUUACCUCAUCUUUAAAGCUUUGUACUGCCUUUCCAUCUCCGGUCGAACUCCUCCUGGAAGGAGGCUCGCCCUGGAGCGAGACAGUCUGAGCAGAGGGGUGCUGUCAGUGGAGUCUGGGGCUGACACACACCUCGCAGCCGAUGGGGCUGCGGGGAGCCCGGGCGUGCCCGGGAGGAGCACGGGUGGCGGCUCUGUCCCUUUGUCCCUGCCCGGCCCGGGGGGACGCGCACGUGGGGACACACGGCCGGUCCCGCUCAUCGUGCGAGGGAUGCGAAACGAGUUAAUUUUGCUUGGAAUAGUUCCCGGCGGGGAAGGAGCUGACGUGUGGGGACGCCUCCGGGGAUGAGCCGCCGGCGGGGCCGGGCGGCUCGGCAGCCGGGACACGCGGCGGGCACCGGCCGCAGCUCCGCGGAAUUCCUGCUUUUCCUGCGAGCGCAUCGCGCCGGGCAGCCACGCUGCGGCUGCCAACGACAGCGCUUUAGGUCAUGACACGGACCCGCGGCUGAGGGGAAACCCGAGAGUUUGGGGGCUGGUUCGUGGGCGGGUUUUUCUUUGAAGUUGAGAAUUCCUUUUUGCUGAUGGCUUAAACCCGAGCGGCUGGGCUCGGCUGGCGCUGCGAGCGCCCGCGUGUUCUGCUUCCCCCGCAGGAGCCCGCCGCCGCUGGGAUGGCAGCGUAGGAUCCCGCAGGAUGGGGGCCCCGCGCAGGGAGCGGCCCCGCUGGCUGGGGACCCUGCUGGCCGCCUGCCUGGCCACCCUGCCGGCCGUCAGCGCCUGUCCCCGGCCCUGCGCCUGCCGCGGCCCCGCCGAGCUCCACUGCACCUUCCGCUACUUCACCGCCGUGCCGCCGCGCAUCCCGCCGGGCGCGCAGCGCAUCAACCUGGGCUACAACAGCCUGCGAAAACUCAGCCCCACGGACUUUGCUGGCCUGGAGAAACUGGAGCUGCUGAUGCUGCACAGCAAUGAGAUCAGUGCCAUCCCUGGGAAGGUGUUCAGUGAUUUACGGUCACUGCAGGUAUUAAAAAUGAGUUACAACAAGGUCAGAGUGCUUCAGCAGGAUGUAUUUUACGGCCUGAACAGCUUGGUACGGCUGCAUAUGGACCACAAUCAAAUUGAAUUUGUGACUCCCAAUGUUUUUUACGGGCUCACUUCCUUGAGGUUGGUCCACCUGGAUGGGAAUUUACUGCAGCAGCUGCAUCCAGACACUUUUGUCACCUUGCGCUAUAGUCAAAUAUUCAGAAUAUCAUUCCUGAAGCACAUCUCUCUGUCUGACAAUGUGCUGACUUCACUUCCACAAGAGAUGUUUUCCUACAUGUCAGAGCUGGAGAGCAUUUACCUCCACGGAAACCCCUGGUCCUGCGACUGCAGCCUGCAGGGGUUUGCAGGGUGGGCACAGGAGAGACCAGAUGUUAUAAAGUGCAGAAAAGAGAGAAGUUCUGGUGUCCAGCAAUGCCCAGUCUGUGCUAGUCCCAAAAGUCACAAUGGGAAAAGUUUAGUGGAUAUUCCUUCUGCAUCUUUCACCUGCACUAAGCCAGUCAUCCAUGACUCCCUGAAAUCCAGGAACCUCACGGUGCCUGACGAUGGGGAUUUCAGUUUCGUGUCUCCCGAGGACUUGGUAGCUCUAAUAGGAUCUGUGGUUUUGAAUAUGACUGACCAAGCAGGAAAUCGAGGCAACUUGGUUUGCAAUGUCCAGAGACCUAAAGAAACGUCUCCCAUCUCACUUGACAAAAAUGGCCCCAGCAGAGUGCUCAAAACCUCGGUCUCAGCAUUGCUGGUGUGUGACAUUGAUUACGGGCACAUCCAGCAGCUCUGGAGCAUCCUGGCUCUCUACAGCAGCUCUCCCUUGAAACUGCAGCAAACUGUGCAGACAGCUGACGAGCCUUUUGUUAGCUACAAAUACAAGCAGAUCUACAGCGAGAAGGAUGAGCUCUUCACCAGCAUCGAGGCUGACCUGCGAGCUGAGCCAGCGUGGCUGAUGCAGAGCACAGUGGCCCUGCAGCUGGACAGGACAGCCACCACGCUCAGCACGCUGCACGUCCGCUACGCCGCCGAGGCCCACCUCACCUUGCCCAGCGAGGACAGGGACCAGGGGAGACACGCGUGGGCCCUCAUUUCCAGGGACAACAGCACCCAAACGGAGCACACCGUGCUGGUCGGGGGCACCGUGGAGCUGGGGUGCCGGGCGGCUGGGCAGCCAGCUCCUGCCCUGGAGUGGGUACUGGCCGACGGCAGCAAAGUGCGAGCUCCUCACCUCAGCGAGGACGGGCGGAUCAUAGUGCUGCAGAGCGGGGUGCUGACGCUGCGGACAGCUGACGUGUUUGACUCGGGGCUCUACCGCUGCAUCAGCACCAACCACCAGGACGCCGAUGUGCUCGCGUUCCGAAUCACGGUGGUGGAUGCCCAGGUGGAGCAGGGCGGGGUCAAUGGAGCCCGGCUGUCGGCCGCUCUGGGCAGCACACUGCACCUCCCCUGCACGUCCACGGCUGCCCCGGACGCUGCCGUGACCUGGGUGCUGCCUGAGCACACGAUUCUCCGUCAGUCUGCUGGAAACAAACAUAUUUUUGCCAAUGGCACCUUGAGAAUACAAGGAGUGACACAGCGAGACGUGGGCUACUUCCGAUGUGUGGCAGCCAACCGGUACGGUGCUGACCUUUUGGUUUUCCAAGUGACGGUGAGACAGGAUGAAACCGCUCUGAAGGAAAAGCAUGGAGCUCUGGGAGAGUGGGAGGAAGGCUCUGGCAAUGAACUGCUGCGCUCUGCUGCAGCACAGAGCCAUCCCUCGGGCACUGCAGCCACCCUGAGAGCUGGCAGGGAAUCUGCUGCACCAGGCAGUGCCCGUCGGAGGAACAGCCACGGGAAAACGCCCCACCACAGAGACAGAACAGGCAGGCGCUUCAGGGGACACAGGAGACAGUUUGUUUCCUCAGGCAGGAGAGCUGAUCCACAGCGCUGGGCAGCCUUGCUGGAGAAAACAAAGAGGAACUCGACAGGGACAGACAAACGAGGAGAAGCUGCAACAGAACCGCCCAUUCAAGUCCGUAAGCUCUCAGAGGUACCCGAGGAGCAGGAGGAGGAGACAUCUGGUGAUCUCGUGUCUCCAGAAGAAGAAUUCAUGAUACCAGCAAGAGAGAGAUCCCCAGUAUCUGCUCUGGGCAGAGCAACAGAACUCACAAUCACUGCAGGGCCUGAGGAGACAGCGAAUCCCCCUCCUGCCUGGAGCAGCUCCCUCCUGCUCCCAGAGCCACCAACUCCCCUACCCUCACCUUUCCCACACUCCAUGGCACCUGCCAGCAGCAGGCCACAAACACUUCCAAAACCUACAGACUCAUGGGAAAGAUCUGAUUUGAGUCAAAUAUCAGCAAAUGGUGUAAAACAGCCAACUGCACCAAUUGGAACAGCCACACUCUUUCCUGCUGGGCAAAAGCCAUUGUAUUCUGGGGAAAGCAAUAACCAGAACCUAAAGUCUGCAUCCACAACACCCACAACAGAAGCUACAGGUGCCAGCAAGGCUGUAACUCCCCAAAACACAGCAGACAACUUACAUAUUUUUACUGAGUCUAUUGACAAUAUCUCCACCAAAACAGAUCACCAAGUCCCUGUGGAAACAGUCGAUGCACCAAGCUCUGAAUUUGGCCCCAUUUAUUUUCCUAGUACUCAGAAAGGAGGAACCCCUAAUCCACCACUGGCCUCAACUUUCACUACUCGUCAGCAAAUUCAGGUGAUCCAGGACAUUCCAACCCAUCCACCCCAGCUCCAGCAGCACCACGGCAGACAAAGGAAAAUUUCUGGUUGGAGACGAAUUGUUAGACCAGGACGUAUCCCAGGUGUGAAAGAGCACCGAUACAACUUUGGGAGGCCAGGGUCUGCCAGAGGAAGCACAGCUGUGGCUACAGGUGUUCACCUGAAUAUUAACUCUGUAUCAAAUGUACCAACCUUAAAUAACUUGAGCAGUUCCAUCAAUCCUUUUAGCUCAGAAACACCCCAGUCUUCCCCCUCCACCAUGAAAAUGCCAUUGGAGCACCCCGUGGGUACCCAUCAAAACACAGCAUUCCCCAGGGAAGAGGAAAAGGAACAUAGUGCAAGGCAAAAAGCUGCUACCACAGUCAUGUCUGUCACUGCAGAGGACACUGCCACUGCUGCAGCCAGGGGAUUGGGUGUGAUGGGCUUGAAGCCCCCAGGUACACUUGUUAUUAACCCUCAAACCAACACCAGAAUCACCAAAACUAAAACCCUCAGGGUGGGAGGAAGGAGAGGUCAGAGGAGGAAGAGGCCUCCUAAAACUCCUGCCCCACAGCGUGUGGCUGCAGCCCAGAGCACUGCAGCUACCCCUGCAGCCAUCCCUGCAGCCCAGGGCACUGCAGCCAUCCCUCCAUCCCUGCAGCCCAGGGCACUGCAGCCAUCCCUGCAGCGAGCACAGCCACCCCCACAGUGA
Passer domesticus (house sparrow) is the source of this 4473-nucleotide messenger RNA. RefSeq names its product immunoglobulin superfamily member 10-like. Bases 733 to 4473 code for a protein of 1246 amino acids. Lineage: Eukaryota; Metazoa; Chordata; Aves; Passeriformes; Passeridae. The record is from RefSeq and is a predicted model, not a curated record. Gene Ontology annotation, cellular component: extracellular region. The transcript is spliced from 5 exons. Gene Ontology annotation, molecular function: protein binding.